Messenger RNA from Closterium sp. NIES-67, 1228 nucleotides. NCBI's taxonomy places the organism in Eukaryota, Viridiplantae, Streptophyta, Zygnematophyceae, Desmidiales, Closteriaceae. The record is from the annotation of a GenBank genome assembly.
GGGUGGGAUGGUCUAGGAUUUUGAAAUUCCUAAGUCGAGUACCAACAGAAUGGUAUCUAGAAGUUGUUACUAGGCUCACGGUUUGGGUCCUUCCAUCGCGUCCAGCUAUUCUGCAACCGCGCGAUGUCGCGAAACAAGUGAUGAUCACGUUGUGGGCUCAUGUUAGGUUCAUACAACGCGUUACAUGACCCUCGCGAUGGCUCGCAAGAGCUUGCAUCAAAGAAUAAGGAGCGCGACCAAGAUUGUUGAGUCCAUGGAACUACCACGAGAAAUGACGACAAAAACUGGGAUGGUUUUCCACCUGGAGAAAAAGCCGAGUAGAGCAUUGCGCCGUGAAGAAAAGCUUUGGUUGGAAAGCCUGCUCAAGAGGAACAUGGAGGCGCAUUUCUCACCUGAAAAUUGGCCACAAGUGCUCUCGGAUAAGCUAACAGAAUCUGUGGAGCCUGACGCCAUCUAUCUCUUUCUCCGAGAAUCGAAGGCUGUCAAUCAGGCCACUACUGAUGCAAAAUCAGUGGCUGUAGGGAGCAUGGCUGCAUGCACAGCGGAGACGAGAAUGAGGGCAAAAGCUCCAGGGACCAUAUUUUCUGCCGACACUUCACAGCAUGAAUGUCAAAAACCCUCCGAGCCUCAAGUGCAGGAGGAAGGAAGAUCUCAACAGCAGCGUCAGCUCCAGCUUUCGUCCAAUGCAAGACUUGGACACAAUGUCACAAGCCAGCUGUGGAAUACCAAUGCCUCAUAUCAAGAGAUGUAUGGGGGAUGUAAGGGGACUAACUGCACCACAGGAUGCAAGCUUGCAGGCUUUAUGCACUUCCGUAUUGUGGAGGAGGAUGAGAUGGCUUCUCUGUACGUGUACGAAUUACAAGUGGAGGAGGAAUACCAAGGAAUGGGUAUCGGCAGCAAGCUGAUGAGGAUUGCUGAGCUCAUUGCAAAGAAGUGUGGGCUUGAUGCCAUCUUCCUAACAGUUCAAAAGAAAAAUACAGCUGCAAGGACGCUGUACAUGAAGAAGUUGGGGUUCCAAAUUGCGGAUCACUCACCAGCAAGGGAUGAGGAGCGGGAGUACGAGAUACUGGUAAAAGAAGUUGCCUAACUGUUUGGAGAAUAUAUUAAUUUCGUUCCACUUAGUGUUUUCACUCUUAUUACGGUAAUUACGGCUUGCAUAGGCACACAUUCACCAACAUUGUCAGUGGAACACGCGUGGCGCAAGCUCGGAAUGCUUAUCAAGGCAGUG